AUGUCUAAUGCAAGCAUCUCAGGUAACAUCCCUGACUGGUUUGAAAAUAUUUCUUCCAAUAUUGUAGGAUUGGAUUUAUCUUAUAAUCAGUUGUUUGGGACCUUGCCAACUUUCAGAAAACUGAACACAACUGAUGCUAACGAAUAUAGGAUCAUAGUGUUGAAAUCUAACCAGUUUGAUGGUUUUUUAACCUGUUCUCAUUUUGAUGCAACCAUAUUGGAUAUCUCCAACAACUUGCUCCACGGCCAGAUUCCCCAGAAUCUCAGUGAAAUGAUGCCAAGUCUGCGACUCUUAUCCCUCUCCAACAACUACUUGAAUGGUACCGUUCCAGCUACUUUAUGCUGGAUUGAAUCUUUACAAAUUCUUGAUCUUUCGAAUAAUCAUCUAUCAGGAAGAAUACCUUCAUGUUGGGGAAAUUUGCCAAGUUUAACUGUGAUUGAUUUUUCAAGUAAUAUACUGAGUGGUGAUGUUCCAAUGUCCUUGGGUUCUCAAGAGUCGCUUGUUUCCCUGCAUCUGGAAAACAAUACUCUGCAAGGAAAGAUCCCAAUGUCAUUAAGGAAUCUAGAAUCCUUGGAGACUCUUGAUCUUAGCAUGAAUUCUUUUGAUGGUUUUAUUCCUUGGUGGAUAGGUGAGAGCCUAUCUUCUCUGAAAGUACUGAGUGUUCACUCCAAUAAAUUUGAAGGUGAGAUUCCUCUGCAGCUUUGCUACCUUGCUUCUCUUCGCAUAUUGAACUUGGCAAAUAACGUGAUGACUGGAACCAUACCUACUUGUUUUGGCAAUUUCACUGCAAUUGCUAUGCAUGAGCAGAAGGGGCAUUGGGAAUAUUACUCUAAUGCUGUACCCUAUGUGGGUUUUGUAAGAGGCUAUGGUGAGAAUGUGCAGGUUUAUGUCAAAGGAAUAGAGCUUGAAUAUACUAGCACACUUCGAUUUCUGUAUUCCAUUGACCUUUCAGGAAAUAACUUUGUUGGAGAAAUUCCCCAGGAGUUGAUGAAUCUUUCAGGUCUACAGAACCUGAAUCUAUCUACGAACAAAUUGGAUGGACAUAUCCCUUGGAACAUUGCAUUUCUGAUUUGA
Molecule: messenger RNA, 1074 nt
Organism: Manihot esculenta (cassava)
Lineage: Eukaryota; Viridiplantae; Streptophyta; Magnoliopsida; Malpighiales; Euphorbiaceae
Product: receptor-like protein EIX2
Exons: 2
Coding region: 1-1074 (357 amino acids)
Molecular function (GO): protein binding
Source: RefSeq, a predicted model, not a curated record